Messenger RNA from Caenorhabditis remanei, 1503 nucleotides. RefSeq lists its product as uncharacterized. The record is from RefSeq and is a predicted model, not a curated record. Lineage: Eukaryota; Metazoa; Nematoda; Chromadorea; Rhabditida; Rhabditidae. Gene Ontology annotation, biological process: xenobiotic metabolic process. The coding region runs from base 1 to 1503 and encodes 500 amino acids. The transcript has 7 exons. Gene Ontology annotation, cellular component: cytoplasm; intracellular membrane-bounded organelle. Gene Ontology annotation, molecular function: oxidoreductase activity, acting on paired donors, with incorporation or reduction of molecular oxygen, reduced flavin or flavoprotein as one donor, and incorporation of one atom of oxygen; heme binding; iron ion binding.
AUGUUUCUUAUCCUUCUAUUUUCAACUAUUUUGGCAGUCGCUUUGGUGCAUCAAUGGAAGGCUAGAAAGCAGUUGCCAAGAGGACCGUACCCUCUUCCACUCAUUGGAAACCUACACCAACUUCUCUACUACUGCUGGAAGAACGGAGGGAUCGUCGAAGGUUACGCUGAGAUUGAGAAGUCUUUCGGCAAAGUAUACACUCUCUGGAUCGGCCCCCUCCCAACUGUUUUCAUUUCUGACUAUGAAGUGGCACAUGAAACACAUGUUAAGCGAGCAAAUGUGUUCGGAACAAGAUAUGCUCCAGGACUCAUGAAUUAUAUCAGAUUUGACAAAGGAGUUGUGGCGUCGAAUGGAGAAUUCUGGCAAGAGCACAGGAGAUUUGCAUUGACAACGUUGAGAAACUUCGGAUUUGGAAGGAACAUUAUGGAGGAGAGAAUCAUGGAUGAGUAUAGACAUAGGUUUGAAGAAUUUUUAUCAACUGGUAAUAACAACAAAGGAGGAAGUUUUUCGACGUGUGCGCGCUCGUUUUUUGAUCUCCUCACUGGCAGUGUCAUCAACAAAAUCCUUAUCAAUGAGAGGUUUGAGCAGGACGACGCUGACUUCGAUAAGUUGAAGACCAAUCUAUCAAAAGGAUUUGAGAAUACUGGUUUCCUGGAUAUAUUCUGUCCAGUGCACAUUCUUCAAUCCAAGUGGUUGAAAUGGAGGCAAGAUGCAAUCUUUAAACCAUUCGAUUGGGUUCUGGAAUUGACAAAGAGAAAUAUUGCGAAAAGAGUGGCACAGAUUGAGUCAGGAGAGCAUGUGUUACACGAUGAGCCAGAUGACUUUUUGGAUGCUUAUCUGAUGAAGAAGGAGAAAGAUGAGAAGGAUGGAUUGGAGUCUACUUUUACACUUGAUAACCUUGCUGUCGACCUCUACGACCUUUGGUUGGCCGGACAGGAGACAACCUCAACUACCUUGACUUGGGCAUGUGCUUGUCUUUUGAAUUACCCUGACGUAGUUCUAAAAGCCCGAGAAGAAUUGGAACACGUGACUGGAGGACAUAGAUCACUCUCUUUGAAUGAUAGGAAAGCAACACCAUACCUGUCAGCAGUGAUUAGUGAAGUCCAACGCAUUGCUUCUAUUCUCAAUGUAAACCUUUUCCGGAUUAUUGAACAAGAUACCGUAAUCGACGGACAGCCUCUUCGAGCCGGUACUGCCGUCACUGCGCAUAUUGGAAUGAUCCAUGUGGAUGAGAAUUUGUUCAAGAAUCACACGGAGUUUGAUCCGGAAAGAUUUUUGAAGGAAGAGGGUCUUGACAAGAAAUUGAUACCGUUUGGAAUUGGAAAACGGGCAUGUCUCGGAGAAUCAUUGGCUAAAGCAGAGCUCUAUUUGGUUCUCGGCAACAUGCUUCUCGAUUAUAACCUUGAACCAGUUGGAGAAAUCCCAACAAUGAAAACAGUUACUCCGUUUGGACUUCUAAAAAGACCAGUGCAGUUCAGUGUAAAAUUUGUCGCAGUAAAAUAG